Molecule: messenger RNA, 2074 nt
Organism: Haliaeetus leucocephalus (bald eagle)
Lineage: Eukaryota; Metazoa; Chordata; Aves; Accipitriformes; Accipitridae
Gene: FKBP8
Product: FK506 binding protein 8, 38kDa
Exons: 9
Coding region: 60-1289 (409 amino acids)
Molecular function (GO): peptidyl-prolyl cis-trans isomerase activity; protein binding
Source: RefSeq, a predicted model, not a curated record
GGCGGCGGCCGUUGCUAGGGGGAGUCCCGGCGCGUGACGGUGACGGUUGCUCCGCCGCGAUGGCCUCCAGCGGGGAGGAACCGAGGAACGGUUCCCCGGACCGGUCAGGGACCGGCACCGAGCCGUCACCGACGGCCGACGCCGCUCAGCUGGACACGGCGGAGGAUUUUGAGGUCCUGGAAGAGGAGGAGGAGGAGGAGGAGGAGGACCUGAGCGAGCUGCCCCCGCUGGAGGACGUGGGCAGGCCACUGGCCCCGCCGCGGGAGGACACCCAGCCCUCAGAGCAGGGACAGGGGGAAGCGGCUGAGGACCCCCAGGAGUGGCUCGAUGUUUUGGGGAGCGGCUUGCUCAAGAAGAAGACGCUGGUGCCGGGCCAGGGGGUGGACACCCGUCCCCGUAAGGGCCAGGACGUGACCGUCCGCCUGAAGGCCACGCUGGAGGAUGGCAGCGUGGUGGAGGAGAACCCUGCCCUCACCUUCACGCUCGGGGACUGUGACGUCUUGCAGGCUCUGGACCUGUGCGUGCAGCUCCUGGAAAUGGGGGAGACGGCUUUGAUUGUGGCAGAUGCAAAGUACUGCUAUGGCGCUCAGGGCAGGAGCCCUGACAUCCCACCCAAUGCGGCCCUCACCCUGGAGGUGGAGCUGCUGGCGGCUCAGGACACGCCAGACCUGGAACUGCUCAGCGGGAAGGAGAAGAUAGAGCUGGCCAACCGCAAGCGGGAGCGUGGCAACUUCUUCUACCAGCAGGCAGAUUACGUGCUGGCCAUCAACUCCUACGACAUCGCCCUCAAGAUCAUCAGCUCCAGCUCGAAAGUUGACUUCAGCCCAGAUGAGGAGGCUGAGCUGCUGGACGUGAAGGUGAAAUGUCUCAACAACCUGGCAGCCUCUCAGCUUAAAUUGGACCAUUACGAGGCGGCCCUCAAGUCCUGUAACCUCGUCCUGGAGCACCAGCCGGGGAACAUCAAGGCUCUCUUCCGAAAGGGCAAGGUCCUGGCUCAGCAGGGUGAAUACAGGGAGGCCAUCCCCAUCUUAAAGGCAGCGCUGAAGCUGGAGCCUUCAAACAAGACCAUCCAUGCUGAGCUCUCCAAGCUGGUGAAGAAGCACGCGGACCAGAAGAAUGUGGAGACGGAGAUGUACAGGAAGAUGCUCGGGAAUCCCAGCGCUGCCGGCACCCCAGGAAAGUGCAAAGACAAGCUGCCCUGGUCCAUCCCCUGGAAGUGGCUCUUCGGUGCAACAGCCAUCGCGCUCGGCGGCGUGGCCUUGUCUGUGGUCAUCGCGGCGAGGAACUAAGGAUGGCGGCGGGGCGGCCCUGCGGCACAGGACCUGCACCGGGACGUGCCUCUCUCCUGCCAAGGGGCUACCCUGGGGCUCCGCCGACCCCUUCCCGAGGACUCAAAGUUGCAGAAACACAGAUGCUUUCUCUGCUGGAGGCGCCAGAUCCCCCUCCUUGAUGUCCCCCCGUAUCCCUCCUGGCGCAGGCAGGAUGCAGCUGCAGGGAUGGAGCCGCAGGCAGAGCAGAGACCCCCGAGCACCCUCCCGACAAUCAGGGGCUCAGCCCCCAGCCCCGAGUAUGUCGGGGGGAGGGGGAGCUCCUGCACACCAGUAUGCCGUGGCUGUCCCCAGCCUGGUGAGCCCCAGCAAGCACCAUGGUCCUGCCGACAUGGUGAGACGGGCAGGGGGGAGGCACGUGGAAGGAAGCUGCGUGGGUAUGAACUGGCACGGUGAUUUCUCUGGCUGGGCCCAACUACUGGAAGGGAAGCGGUGCAAACGUACCCAGAGGCAUGUGCAGCGAGAUUCCCUGCGUCCUGGGGGGCUGCCAGCAGCUCAGCCCUCCCACAGGCACCCGCUCCCCUCCUCGGCACUUCCCCAGAGCGUGCAAUGUCCAAAGGAAGCCAAAGAAACCUGCGGUGGGAGGGGAGCGCUGGAGACCUCCUUUCCAGGCUGUCUCUUGUAGGUGCAAGCUCUCGGGGGUCCCUUUUUGCCCUGCAGCUCUCUCCAGCCCGGGGUUGUCCCCAGGGUCUGCCGCUGUCCCAGUCUCAGCUCUGCUCACGGAGGCGGGGGGUUGUAGCACUGUC